AUCACAAUCAAACUAGCAUUCGUCCGGUGAACACCAGGAGUACAGGAAAACAAAAUGGUGUCCAAUAAAGUGUUGUGUUUAGUGGCGCUUGCCCUUUUCGGAAGUGCGGUGGCGCAGCCGUCGAAGCAAGCCUUCUGGAAAGGCACUCCAAUGGACGGCAUGGUGGAGGAGAUGAGAUCCGGUUGCGCUGAAGGCUCUGAUCCCACUGCUUGCAUCAAAUACAAGGUCAUGUCUUUAUUGGACUCCAUCUUCAAGAAGGACACGUUCCAGCUUUCCGAAGCCGUUGAAGUGACGAAGAAUGAUGCCGCCAAUGACGUCACUGGCCGUUCCUCUGGCGACUUCUUCGACAACAUCGAGAGCUUCAUCCAAUCGCACGAUGUGUCCUUCCAAAUGCCAAUCGCUGACACCAAGAUCACGGUCAGCCCCAGGAACUUGGACAACGAUGAAAUCAGCCUGAACAUCAAGUUCAACAAAGAUGGUGCCCGCUCCGUCGGUGAGGCACGCAAGGCCAAGCUCAAGAAGAUCAUUGUGCCCAUCCUGGUGUUCGUGCUCCUCAAGGCCAUGACCCUCAUCCCCUUAGCCAUCGGAGUCCUCGGAUUGAAGGCCUGGAACGCCCUGCAACUGUCCUUCUUCUCUUUCGUCGUGUCCGUCGCAUUAGCCAUCUUCCAGCUCUGCAAGAAGUUUACCCAGAUCGCGGCCGACAACUCCCACCCGCAGAUCGCCGCGCACGGCCCGUGGGACGCUGCCUACGCCGCCACCCGCCGCCGAAGGGACGCCGAGCCUCAGGAGCAAGCCCAAGAAAUGGCCUACAACGCAUACUUCUAAACCACGACCAAACCCGGACCAACGACUCGAACCGCUUAAGAUGGCUGCUCUUCAAAAUUCGAAUGAGCAAACCCCUAUCGGCAAUAGACCAAAAAUAUAUAAAUGUUUCAGUGGAAACUAAAUGUAAAUACUAUGUAGUAGCAACUUAUUUAUUGUAAUGCAUUAAAGCAAAUGAGCUAGUGUGAAUGUGAUGUAUGAAUGUUAUUUAUUUGUGUUUGACAAUAAACUCAUUGAAUAAAAAAUAUUUUAUAUAUUUAAUUUCAACGCACCCAAUCUAAAAAAAAUAUUCAGAAAAG
Molecule: messenger RNA, 1121 nt
Organism: Chilo suppressalis (striped riceborer)
Lineage: Eukaryota; Metazoa; Arthropoda; Insecta; Lepidoptera; Crambidae
Source: the annotation of a GenBank genome assembly